Apus apus (common swift) is the source of this 1078-nucleotide messenger RNA. It is a transcript of the gene TMEM179, whose product is annotated as transmembrane protein 179. Bases 1 to 699 code for a protein of 232 amino acids. Lineage: Eukaryota; Metazoa; Chordata; Aves; Apodiformes; Apodidae. The record is from RefSeq and is a predicted model, not a curated record. The transcript has 4 exons.
AUGGCGCUUAGCAAUUUCCUCUUCGCUCAGUGCAUCUGCUACUUCCUGGCCUUCCUCUUCAGCUUCAUUGUGGUGGUGCCGCUCUCCGAGAAUGGCAACGACUUCCACGGCCGGUGCCUGCUCUUCACCGAGGGCAUGUGGCUCAACGCCAACCUGACGGUGGAGAGGCAGCGCUUCACCGUGCAGGAGUGGGGGCCCGAGGCUGCUUGCCGCUUCAGCAUCUUCACCGGGCUCCUCUCCCUGCUGCUGGCCACAGUGCAGGCCUGGAGGACCCUCUUCUUCCUCUGCAAAGGGCACGAGGACUCUUUCUUUUAUGCCUUCCUGAAUCUGCUGAUCAGCUCCUUUGUGGUGUUCAUCACAUUUAUUGCUAGCACUAUAGUGAGUGUAGGAUUUAACAUGUGGUGUGAUGCAAUUACUGAAAAAGGAAGCAUGCCAAAUAGCUGUGAAGAGUUACAGGAUAUAGAUCUUGAACUGAACGUAGAAAACUCUGCUUUCUAUGACCAGUUUGCUAUUGCACAGUUUGGUCUCUGGGCUGCCUGGCUGACUUGGCUGGGAAUUACCAUUCUGGCUUUCCUGAAGGUUUAUCACAACUACAGACAGGAGGACCUGCUAGAUAGCCUGAUCCAUGAGAAGGAACUGUUGCUCGGAAGAUCCUCUUCACGAUCCUCUUUGCAAGAUGAGAAAAGUGGCAUGAUCUAAAGUGUAAGCAAAUUUCCAGGGCAGGAUCUAGAUUUUAUUAUUCAGCAGUAUGAUCUGAGGUUGAGUCAGGGUACUGAAAGUGUGAGAUAUUUUCUUUCCUGAAAGGAGAUGUACUUAUGAAUCCCCCACAUCCUCCAUGAGAAACUGUUGGCAGAAAUACUUAUUUUAGGAUGCAGAGAAGGAAUGGCCCCAUGUGCCUUUUGCACAGCAAGCUUUCCAUCCUGUGUAAGCACAACCUGUAACCUGCUCUUGCCAGCAGAGCUCCUAUGUGCUAUCACUGCCUUUCAGGGAAGGGGUCAUUUUUCAGGGCUGUGCUGGCAAAACCAGGCUACAGAGUCAAGGCCAUUUCUUAAAAAAAUUCUGCAACAACCAUUGCAAC